AUGCGUAUCGAAGCUCGUACAAGGGUAAUCAAAAGUCGCGAUCCCGCCGGCCCAAAUACCGAAGCUCUUUCCCCCUCAGUCUCCUCAGAUCCGCCGUACUCGUCCAUCCUCACGCCCAAGCUCGCCAGUCGAAUCCCUCGUUGCCGUUCACCGUUUCAAUCCCGUCAAAAUGGUGAGCACACACCUCCCGUCCGAGACACCCAAUCGCACUCCGCCGCCGGGGACAAGGAAGCGCCAGGAAGAUGGAGCUACAUACUGCGGCAGCAUUGCGUAGUUAUCGGGGAGCUUAGCAAUUGCGCUGCCACCACCGUCCGCUCCGUCAAGUCCCUCAUCCCCCUCCUUGACCGCGUCCUCGUCCAGCGCGUCAAGGCCGAGGCCAAGACUGCCUCCGGCAUCUUCCUUCCCGAGUCCUCCGUUAAGGACCUCAACGAGGCCAAGGUCCUCGCUGUUGGCCCCGGUGCCCUCGACAAGGACGGCAAGCGUCUCCCCAUGGGCGUCAACGCUGGCGACCGCGUCCUUAUCCCUCAGUACGGCGGUUCCCCUGUCAAGGUUGGCGAGGAGGAGUACACCCUCUUCCGCGAUAGCGAGUAA
Messenger RNA from Neurospora hispaniola, 591 nucleotides. RefSeq names its product chaperonin 10-like protein. Lineage: Eukaryota; Fungi; Ascomycota; Sordariomycetes; Sordariales; Sordariaceae. The coding region runs from base 1 to 591 and encodes 196 amino acids. The transcript has 3 exons. Gene Ontology annotation, molecular function: protein folding chaperone; metal ion binding; protein-folding chaperone binding. Gene Ontology annotation, cellular component: mitochondrial matrix. The record is from RefSeq and is a predicted model, not a curated record.